This is a messenger RNA of Aspergillus clavatus NRRL 1, 1797 nucleotides long. Its product is annotated as putative CorA family metal ion transporter. The transcript is spliced from 2 exons. The record is from RefSeq and is a predicted model, not a curated record. Bases 1 to 1797 code for a protein of 598 amino acids. Gene Ontology annotation, molecular function: magnesium ion binding; cobalt ion transmembrane transporter activity; magnesium ion transmembrane transporter activity. Lineage: Eukaryota; Fungi; Ascomycota; Eurotiomycetes; Eurotiales; Aspergillaceae.
AUGAGUCUUCACGCGCCCGACGAUGUGCGAUCAGUGGAACUACCGCCAGGUGAUCUAGACACAGGAGAUAUCGAGGCAAAUCCGCGGGAGCCCAAUCCACCACCGAUAUUACUUCCUUCCCCAGGAGCAGGAGAUGAACAGCCUCCACACUCUCCCGAAACAUUUACAUCAGCAGCGAGAGUAGCUUCCCAUGAUACAGCCAAGCAUCGCACGCGACGUUCUACUAUAGCUCGCUCUUACCACCCAGACAGCGUCACCCAUGAUCCGAAUUGGCAUCCUGGUACUGAACCGGGAAUUGACCCUAACAAACCGCCUCCCGCCUACAGUGCCGAGUGGGCCGCUCAUAUACCUAGCGAACUGAACACAAGGUGUGAUAUCAUUGUCGUCGACUUUUCUCAAUAUGAAAUGCGACAGUAUGUUUUGGACAAUGACACAUUGGAACCCUUUCUCCAGCGAGAGAGGGAGCCUUGGGUGCAAUGCCGGUGGAUCAAUGUAAACGGGCUGAGUUGGGAUGUAAUUCGGAUUCUGGGCAAGCACAAGGGGCUACACAGACUUGCCAUUGAGGACAUGACCAAUACAACAAACCGAACGAAGGCAGACUGGUAUUCGGAUCAUGCAUACAUUGUGCUUAAUUUACAAAAGCUGGUGAAACUUAGUGAGGAAACGAGCAGUGACUCUGAGAAGGAGGAGCAUGACGGAGAAAACCCAUGGGAACCGGAUCGAAGAGGCUCGAUAAAUAGCCAUAAAAGCCAUACUCUGAAGCGACCAACCAAAAGAUCGCUCAUCCACGCAGCAUUGAAGGAUCUUUUGCCAUUUCGAAGAGCAAAGAAAAAGAAAGAUUACCAAUACGCUGCUAAAAGGAGUGCCCGCCGGCUACUGGAUAAGACGAACUCUAGGGGGACAUCUAACCCUGGCGAGUUUGCCAAUGCCGGACCAAUGGCUCGCAGCAUUCAACGCUUCCGCGGGGGCCCAAAUGAGGACCGGAUUGCCUUUAUGGAACGCCAUGCCGUUUUGGCAUCGAAGGGCUUAACCGUGAUGCUUGAGCAGGUUUCAAUCUUCUUGCAUGCGGAUAAUACUGUUACGUCGUUCUUCGAAACGAGUGCUGAUGACAUUGAGGCGCCGAUAGUCAAGCGUCUCAGCUCCCCGGAAACGAUAUUGCGCCAAUCCUGUGAUGCUAGCAUGCUUUUGCAGGCCAUUCUGGAUGCUAUUAUCGAUAUGGCGAUACCAGUAACCAGCGCCUAUCAAGAUGCGAUUGGUGAGCUGGAGCUCGAGGUUCUCACAGAUCCUGAUGUGGAUCAAUCCAAAAGUCUCUAUAUUUUAACCUCAGAGAUUUCGGUUUUGAGAAACUCCAUGCAGCCAAUUGUAACUGUCAUUAACGCGCUUCGAGACCAUCGCUCAGAGCCAGUCAGUACCCCUGGGUUUGGUCUCAAACAUAUUGGCACGGCAGGACCGCGCCCAGUGUCAAGAACUAAUUCAUCGGAGGCUUUGCAGCACCUUGGGGUAGCCACACCGAAUCUCAAGAGCCUAGGUGGAUCAAGCGUUUCCAUCAGUCCCAUGUGUCAUACAUACUUGGGAGAUGUAUUGGACCACUGUAUCACCAUCGUUGAGACCUACGACCAGAUGAGGCGUGCUGCUGACAAUAUGAUCGAUCUAAUCUUCAACACAAUUGGUAAACCUGUUCUAUCAGACCAAAUCCGCAUAGUGGGUUACUUUGGAAUGAACUUUGAGGACUUUGCCGGAAUCAAACAUAGCGAUUCGUAUGUCCUCCUCAUCCAUUUCUAUGUCGAAGAUUACUAA